Molecule: messenger RNA, 1317 nt
Organism: Thlaspi arvense
Lineage: Eukaryota; Viridiplantae; Streptophyta; Magnoliopsida; Brassicales; Brassicaceae
Source: the annotation of a GenBank genome assembly
AGAAUGGAAGGAAGCAGAUGGGACUUCAUCGUCGACCAAAGCCGGAUGUCCAGAGUAGUCGAGAUCCGUGAGGUGAUGAGCAUCAGUGAGCUAAAAGAAGCUGUGUUGAAUGAGUUUUUCCCGGAAGGCUCUUUCGGUGUCUCAGCAGAUCAUUCCUACUGGCCUCCCCACUCCUCUGAACUGGUGUCUGGGAUAACAACGCCACUUGUGCUCGUUACAAACAGAGGAGGGAUUAAAUUCUUCUUCAAACAUUUCCACAUCUCACCUUCCAUGAACAUAUUUGUAUCUUUUGGGGUGAAUGCUGACUGUACUAGGAAGGAUGAACAGAACUACAAUGCACGAGAAACUAAUACCCCUGCCCCAGGUCAUUUCAACGCUGCUUCCUCGGAUGAAGUUUUGUUGUCAUCCAGGACAGACUUCAACGCAUGUGUAUUCUCUAUGUCGUCGCAAGGAAUGAAGAGAAACUGGCAUGGGGAUGGAUUCUCCAACAAUAAGCUGAUGGGAACAUCCGGUUCGACGAAGUUCCGCGACGCCAAGCCCACCCUCCUCUUGGACUUGGACGACGCAAAGAUUAUUGACAACGUGCAGCAAGCAGAGGAGGAGUUUUUCAAACACGCCAGGUCUAAGAAACCAUCCACACCCUCUGAUGGCAACGAAGAUUCAGACUACGAGGACUACCAUGGUGUUUCCCCAGACGUCUCCGAUGUUAGGCCAGUCGACGACCCUCUCGCCGGCUCGGAUGCCGCAGACAUAAUGUGUCCACCAUCUGAAGGAUUUGAUGCCAAGGCUGCAGCCAUGGGGAUGCGUAGAGAGUACAUACGCUUCACUAAAGACGCCUUUGACCACUCAGUAGUCACUGGCAACCUCCUACAGAAAUACAAGUACCCAUGGCUCCUAAAGUCCUCUUAUGAGACGGGGGCUACUAGCAACCCAGAAUCAAGGGCCAUUGUUAUGGAUAGCUAUCCACAGAUACACCGGUCCACAACGUCCAAGGGCUUCGACCAAGGACGACCUCUAGUUGCCGAAAUGGCUCAUUUCAGCAACAACCCCAACUCGCAGGCUUCAAAUGUACAGACCGAAGUGGACAACCAAUCCGCCGCCCGCCACGCCACAGAGGAAACUUACUCCGGUGUCAUUUACCUCGUCGAAAACGCUGCGGAUGAAGAAAUUCCACCUGAGUUAACCAAGUUAGUUAUGUUUCCACCAAGGAGCCGCAUAGCAUCGGACAGGAGAAAAGAAACACGCUGUCCAUCCGCUGGAGAGAUACCUGUAAGCUCAUUUUUAAAGUUACCAAGAGUUUUAUUUCUUACUCCCUAA